This is a messenger RNA of Adineta steineri, 1179 nucleotides long. Lineage: Eukaryota; Metazoa; Rotifera; Eurotatoria; Adinetida; Adinetidae. The record is from the annotation of a GenBank genome assembly.
AUGGAUGUUGAUAUGAUUAUUCGAAUGGGCUUCUUUAUCAAGGAUCUACAUUGUGAUAUUCAACGAUUACAUUCUGAACAAUUUGAUGAUCAUCAAUCAGGUACAACAUUUACAGUUUAUCGUGGACAAGGUCUUUCAAAAGAAGAUUUCACUGAAAUGACAAAAACAAAAGGUGGACUUGUUUCAUUUAAUAGUUUUUUAUCAACUAGUAAAAAUCGUAAUGUUUCUCUUGACUUUGCCCAACAAGCUGCUACAAAUGCUGAUCUUGUUGGAAUACUAUUUGUUAUGUCAAUUAAUCCUAUGAAUUCAACAGCUCCAUUUGCUUCUGUUAGUGAUGUUAGUUAUUUUCAUACAGAAGAUGAAGUUCUUUUCUCUAUGCAUACCAUUUUUCGCAUUGGAGAUAUUAAAUCAAUGGAUGGAAAUAAUCAGCUCUAUCAAGUGAAUUUAUCAUUGACCAAUGACAAUGAUCAAGAUCUUUGUGCUCUUACUGAUCAGAUUCGGGAAGAGACCUUUCCAAAUUCGAGAGGAUGGUACAGAUUAGGUCAAUUGCUAUUUAAAAUGGCUCAGUUUAAUAAGGCUCAAGAAGUGUAUGAAGUUUUACUUCUUCAGACAACAAAUGAGAGUGACAAGGCACCUAUUUAUAAUCAACUAGGUAUGAUCAAACGUAAUCAAAGAGAAUAUCCAGAAGCACUUACAUGUUAUAAAAAAUCACUUGCUAUCUAUCAGAAAACACUUCCUUCCAAUCAUCUUAGUUUGGCUAAUCCUUAUAACAACAUCGGUAUUGUGUUUAGAAACAUGGGUGAUUAUCCAAAGGCACUUUCGUCUUAUGAAAAAGCCCUUGCAAUUCGACAACAAUCACUUCCUUCCAAUCAUCCUGAUUUGGGUGCUUCCUAUAACAACAUCGGUUUUGUGUAUGAUAGCAUGGGUGAUUAUCCAAAAGCACUUUGUUAUUUCGAGAAAGAUCUUGCAAUUCUACAACAAUCACUUCCUUUCAAUCAUCCUGAUUUGGGUGAUUCCUGUAACAAAAUCGGUACAGUGUAUGAGAAUAUGAGCAACUAUGCAAAAGCUCAUUCGUUUUAUGAACUUGCUGUACAAAUUGGACAACAAUCAUUACCAGCAAAUCAUCCUCAUCUUCAGCGUUACAGAAAAAACCUCGAAUACAUGAAAAAGAAAUUAUAA